Betta splendens (Siamese fighting fish) is the source of this 1262-nucleotide messenger RNA. It is a transcript of the gene slc35a4, whose product is annotated as solute carrier family 35 member A4. Gene Ontology annotation, molecular function: pyrimidine nucleotide-sugar transmembrane transporter activity. The transcript has a single exon. Gene Ontology annotation, cellular component: Golgi membrane. Lineage: Eukaryota; Metazoa; Chordata; Actinopteri; Anabantiformes; Osphronemidae. Gene Ontology annotation, biological process: pyrimidine nucleotide-sugar transmembrane transport. The record is from RefSeq and is a predicted model, not a curated record. The coding region runs from base 1 to 975 and encodes 324 amino acids.
AUGAUUGUGAUCAACAAUGUUGGAACCAGUUCAGCGAGGGUUAGGAGACGGUGGUUGGAGAGGGUUCAGUGGAGUGUCCUCUUGGGUCUGAUGGUGCUAAUCUAUGGCUCUCAUGCACCACUCAUCGCGCUCACUAAGACAAACGGUCGUGUUCCCUUCAACCCUUCAUCAUGUGUUGUUAUGAUUGAGUUAGUUAAGCUCCUCAUCUCGCUAAUCACUAUUCUUUUAACAGGGGGGGCAUCAGCUUUACAUGCUCCUCCGUCUUUAGCACUCGUCGCCCCUUAUGCUGUUCCUGCUUUACUCUACGCUUUCAACAACAACCUUGUCGUUCUAAUGCAGGGCUACAUGGACCCAAGCUCAUACCAAGUCCUUUCUAAUCUUAAAAUUGCAUCUACUGCUCUGCUAUACUCCCUCUGCUUGGGCAAGAAGCUGCGUCGUGUCCAGUGGUUAGCCCUGGGGCUCCUCAUGGGAGCCGGGGUGUGCCAAAGCUACAGCAGCCUGGAUUUAGGGGACCUUGAGAAGGCCUACCCCGAGGAAGGUCUCAGGCUGCACAUCACUGCUUGGGGGCUUUUCCUUGUGCUGGUGUACUGCUGGGUUUCAGGGCUGGCAGCGGUUUACACAGAGAGGGUACUAAAAAGCCAGACGCUGCCCCUCAGCCUGCAGAAUCUCUACCUCUAUGUUUUUGGUGUGGCUAUCAAUGGGCUUUCCUCCUUUUCAUCUGUAGCAAGUGAAAGGAGCUUUCUUGAUGGAUACUCAUGGGCAGUGUGGGCCAUUAUAAUUGGACAAGCAGCCAACGGACUCCUGAUGUCUGUGGUGCUAAAGCACGGUAGCGGCAUCACCCGGCUGUUUGUCAUUUCCUGUUCCAUGUUGGUGAAUGCGGUGUUGUCCUGGGCCGUCUUAGGGCUGCAGCUCACUGCUUUUUUCCUCCUAGCCGUUUGUAUGAUUGGACUGGCAGCUUACCUUUAUUACAGGUAAAGGUCUCAGUGCCAGUUUCCCCCAGAGUGAAAUUUUUUUGCAGUUUAACUACAUGUAUUAUGUGAUUUAUUUCUGCCUUUUGUCUUUUUGCCUUGGGAGUCUUGGACUGAACUUGGACUCCAGACACACACAGUCCUAAUCAGCUGUUGGCUGAUUUGAAAAUUCACAAUAUUUAAAGGUUUUAAUUUAUACUUAUGCAACGCUUCUUUGUACGUAUCUCAUUUUUGCCAAGAAUUGAGAGAAUAAAUUGUUCAUGUGUUAAUAAAAACUGGUGAUAUGUUCUUUUA